AUUUACAUAAAUUGUAAUGCAAUAUGAUUUGAUGGAUAAAAAAUAUUCCAAGAAUAUCUAGAAACAAAAUCUAAUUUUUAAAAUUCCCGCUCAAAAGAAUGACGUUUUAUAAACGUAUCGUUAAAAGGUUACGAUUGGAUCUAAACGAGAAGCUAAUUAAUGUGUCCUUGCGAUAUUUAUUUCUUCCCGCUUUUUCUUCAAUGCGUCGAUAUCGAAAGUUCGAUCGUAUUUAAAUCGAUUAUUAAAGGUGCAUAUUCAACGAAUAUUUAUAAUCGAUUAUAAGAAUUUGUUGGAUGAUAACUAUAAAAAUUUAAGGUGAUUAGGUUUCGUAAAACGAAUGGUGAUUUGAAAAUGCCUUCGAUGGCCGGAAAUAGCGGAAACGGGUUAAGGAUGGUGACAUUACUAGUGGCAAUGGUGGCAGCAGUCGUCCGGUGUAAACACGACGAAUGACGCGUUCUACCGCGCAGCUGCCAACACGCAGCAUUUGAACCUUCCUUACCACUUUGUAGUUCGAUCAGCCAUAUUGCAUUCUGGAUCUUACACAACGCCCUCACGCGAACGAUCGCGAGUUUACGAGACUUGUAAGUAAACAAACAGUUGUAUGAAUUAAUGGAAUGAUCAUGACGAGCAACGUUGCAACAAUAAAGUUGGAAGAGGGACAGGAAUCUGUACGAGAGAUUCAAACUUAUCUUGAAACAUUUAACAAGGAAAUAGAAGUCGGACAAGUAGAACAACCUCAGCAUGUUGAGUUGCACCAAGUGGAAGGAUUAUCAGGAGGAGAAGAAGGUGGUACCUACUUUAUCGAUCAAACUGGUCAAUAUUAUUAUCAGGCAAAUAGCGAUGAAACCCCUGUAAUGACUCAAGUACAAAUUCAAGAAGUUGAAGAAAAUGACGCUCAUCAAGAAGGCGAAGUUACUCAAGAAGAACAAUAUCAUGAGAUAGAAGAAUUGGAAAAUGUUGACGGAGAUGAAGAUGGUCAAGCUUCAAACAACGGAAACAAUCAAGUUGUAAUUAACUCUGGAGAUGCUUAUCAAACCGUUACUAUAGUACCAUCCGACACUAAUCCUGGUGAAGUUAGUUACGUUUUGAUAGUACAACAACCAGAAUCCGAGGACAAGGAAAGUAGACCCAAUGAAGGUGAAAGUGGAGAGGUAGAAGAAGCAGAAGGCGAACAAGACUUGACUGUUUAUGAUUUUGAAGAUAACGAAGAUAACGAAGCUCCCGUAGAAUCCGAAGUAGAAGAUGAUAAAACUAAAAUAAUUAAGUUUAUUCCAAAGAAAUCACAAACUGUAACCCAAGCGCAUAUGUGCAAUUAUUGUAAUUACACCAGUCCCAAACGGUACUUGUUGUCGCGGCAUAUGAAAUCUCAUUCGGAAGAAAGACCACACAAAUGCAGUGUUUGCGAGAGGGGAUUUAAAACUUUGGCUUCCCUUCAAAAUCAUGUUAACACACAUACCGGGACCAAACCUCACCACUGCAAAUUUUGUGAUAGCGCGUUUACUACAUCUGGUGAACUUGUGAGACACGUAAGGUACAGGCAUACUCAUGAAAAACCGCAUAAAUGUCAAGAAUGUGAUUAUGCUUCGGUUGAAUUAUCUAAAUUAAAACGACAUAUAAGAUGUCAUACGGGAGAACGUCCUUAUCAGUGUCCACAUUGUACGUACGCCAGUCCUGAUACCUUUAAAUUAAAACGUCAUCUUCGUAUACAUACAGGCGAAAAGCCAUAUGAAUGCGAUUUUUGCCAAGCAAGGUUUACACAAUCAAAUAGUUUAAAAGCACACAAGUUAAUACAUAAUGUAGGUGACAAACCUGUUUUUCAAUGUGAAUUAUGCCCCGCUACUUGCGGAAGAAAAACCGAUCUUAGAAUUCACGUGCAGAAAUUGCAUACCUCGGACAAACCAUUAAAAUGUAAAAGAUGUGGAAAAACAUUCCCCGACAGGUAUAGCUAUAAGUUACAUAGUAAAACACACGAAGGAGAAAAAUGUUACAAAUGUGACUUAUGUCCGUAUGCAUCAAUUUCUGCACGUCACUUGGAAAGUCAUAUGCUGAUCCAUACGGAUCAAAAGCCAUAUCAAUGCGAUCAUUGUUUUCAGUCUUUCAGACAAAAACAAUUGCUUAAACGUCAUUGUAAUCUUUAUCAUAAUCCAAAUUAUGUUCCUCCACCGCCGCAAGAAAAAACUCAUCAGUGUCCUGAGUGCGAAAGACCUUUCAGACACAAAGGAAACCUUAUUCGACACAUGGCUGUUCAUGAUCCAGAAUCAUCUUUACAAGAAAAACAACAAGCCCUGAAGAUGGGUAGACAAAAGAAAAUUCAAAUAAUCGAUGGUCAAAGAGUUGAAGUUUUGACAGGUGACUUAGCUUCUAAACUUAAAGGUUAUGAAGAAGAAGAGGAAGAAGAUGAAGAUGAUAUGAUGGCGGUAGAAGGAAGUGAUGGGCAACAAUAUGUUGUACUAGAAGUAAUUCAAUUAGCUGACAAUCAAAGCUCCGAGCAGAUGGCUGUGGUAGCUAGCGAAGAUGGAGAUUUGGUGAUGCAAGAUCCUUUGAGUCAAGACAACAGUAUGGUAGAUGGAACGGGAGAAGAAGGUUGCGAAGUCGAAGAGGAUGAUAGCAAUAUGCAGGAAAUCAAAAUUGAACCUGUAUCGUCUUGUAACACAAACAAAUCUUCAUCUCAAAAUACGCAAAGUGAUCCGAAAUUGCAAAAAGAGAUGGAGACAUGUUUUGGUUUUGAUGAAGAAGAAGAAGAGGAAGAAGAAGGAAACAGUAAUAUAAACAUUUUACAGAAUAUUUCGUAAUAAGAGGAAGAACAAAAUGAUGUACCUAUUUAAAUAAUAGUCCAAUCGUUCUCCUUUUGCACAGUGUUUACACAGUGAUGUAUUGAAUGCAGAGACUGCAAGUUAAAUGUAUUAUCAUUUUUAAACACAAUUGUUACCAUUAAAACAUGAAAUUUGUUAAUUCAUGAAAUAACCAGGAAGAAUACAGAUACUGCAUGUAUCUACAUGAUUUGUAGGUACAGGUGUACAUACUGCAGUAUAUAUAGUGAAAACUGAGGUAAUAUAAGAAUUCACUUAUGAAAUAAAAUAUCAAAUUUUAAUGGAUACACUUUAACGGUAACAAUUACACUGAGUUCCAAGAAAACUUUUCUCUGGAGCUAUUGCGGUCCACAUACGGCAUAUGUAUGGUACAAGAAUCUUCUUUUGCCACUAGUGCAUUAGAUACAUGUAAUAAUUUAUGAAAAUACAGUAGUUUUGUGGUUUAGCGAAAUAUCAUGAAAAUGUACAAUUAUAAUAAUGUAAAAUAUUUUAUUGUCAAUGAGAUUUACUAACUCCUUUAAAAUUGAAAAUGACAUUAUCGAAUUAAGAACAACGUGUGUCAAUAGUAUAAAGAAUUAUACUAGUAAUUCUAGUUUAGCACAAUAUUUUUAAAGAAAUUAUUUAAGACUUCAAGAUAAUAUCAUGACGGUAACUCUGAAAAAGAAGAAGAAUAAUACAGAAUUUAUUCAACUUCGUUGAAAUAUAACUUAUAUCAAGAAGAGUCGUGUGAUGUUGUAUUUGUAAAUACUGCUUAUUGUCACAUUGUUUCAAAGACAAAUAUGAAGUAUUAGAAUAAGUAGUAUAAAA
Molecule: messenger RNA, 3617 nt
Organism: Polistes dominula (European paper wasp)
Lineage: Eukaryota; Metazoa; Arthropoda; Insecta; Hymenoptera; Vespidae
Biological process (GO): regulation of transcription by RNA polymerase II
Cellular component (GO): nucleus
Molecular function (GO): DNA-binding transcription activator activity, RNA polymerase II-specific; RNA polymerase II cis-regulatory region sequence-specific DNA binding
Source: RefSeq, a predicted model, not a curated record